AUGCAUGCAAUGAAAAGCAUCCUUAGUGUGUGUGUAUGUAUACGGAUAGCGGUGACUUUGUCCUCGGGUGAGGUCGCCCAAAGCCUCCCUGGCUGCAGGUUCAGUCAUUGCUCCCUCAGCUUCCUGCACCUCUCCUCCUUUCUGAAUUUCUUCUGAGAGAAGCUAAAUGCCUUCAUGGCUCCGUUGCCGUGGCUGCCUUCGAAGGAGCCGCCCUUGGGGUGCCCCUGGAUCUCCCCAUCUCCCUCCUUGGUGCCUGCGACUGCAUGGGGAGAGCAAAAAUGGGCUGGAAAGUGAGUAGAAAGCAUGGGAGCCACUGGCCGGCGUUGCUGUGGUACAUCUUGAUGUUCUCGUGCCAGUAGUGAGAUAAGAGACCUCUUCACUCCUGCACUGAGGGGCUGGGAGGGGAGUGCUUGCAACCUUGCUUUCAGCAGAACUUGAAACACCUCCCUCCUUCCUAGAGCGUUCCAGAAAUCCUGAAGGAGUUUAUUCCAGGCAGCUUGCUGGGCUUCACGGGGAUGAAACUGCUGCUGGUGGUAAUUCAGUAUUAGCUUUAAGACAAGGAAAUGACUCCUGGGGUGACAGAGCAUCGCGGAGAAGGGUGUUGGGCUCCUUCUGGGCUUGGCAGGGUCAGAAGAAAAGCUGUGAUGCGUUGGCCGAGGGGCACGGGAAGCAUCGCGGCUUUCCUGCCAUGCAAUCCGGGCUGUGCUCGGCUCCGCUUUGCCUCCACACUUUGUCCUUUAGAAAAACCUUUCUUUUAAAGGCUUAACCCCAGGAUCAUCUAUUUCCCUGUCUGAGAAGGAAGAAAAGGGUUUUCCAACAGGCUGUGAACCUGUGGCUGCCGGUACCGGACCUGUGAGCGUCCAGUGCCUGAAACCAGAUGUGAUUCCUGGUGCUUGCCUUCCAGAGGGAAUACACGAAGGAAUAUCGGGCCAAUUACAAUUCUCUCUUGUCCCCUGGGACUUCAGCCCCUGUCCCUCUCCGAAGGGAGGUGUAAGGUGUUAUUCUGCAGAGAAAAACCCCUUUUGGUUGUUAACACGCAGCCCAAAUCCAACCCAGCGGUCCCAGUGCUGGAGUUUGGGAGGUUUAUUCCCCGUUUCUCCCACACGUCUUCCUGACAGCUCAUCGCUGCUGUGAUAAAAAACCGAUUUAAGGGUUACAAAACCCAGAGAUAAAGCUGCUCUUAAUGGAUUUCUUUAAGAUCAAGGCUGUCAAAUACCAGGCUCAAAAUCUUUUCUCCGAGAGCAACUAUAUUAAGUGCACUCAAUCAAAACCGGGCUGAAGGUUCCAUAAGUGAAACAAUGGCUGGAGGAAAUGCGUUUUAUUAGCAUCUCCAGCAGAAAGGACGGCUGGCAGAGGAGAUGAAAAGCCUCCGAGCUGCGCCUGCCGCAUUCCCGUUCAGCCGGGAUGGAUGAGAUGUGAAGGGCAUUUUCAAACCAUGUCCUUGCUGUCCGAUCGGGUUCUGUUGGGAAGAGGCUGACGGGAGCCGUCCCUUUGGGCUCCGAGGUGGAACAUCACAAACCGUUGGCCUUUGCCCGGAGGGAGGCGGCUCCUCUGGGGCAGCGGCUGGACCGCGGCGAGGGGAUGCUUGGCUGGGGAUGCCGCGCACAAAUGCGCCUCAAAAUCCACCGUGAGCAAUGCCGGCUGCUUCCCUGCAACCACGUUUAAAGUCAAGUGAGGCUUCUUGAGUUUGCUUCGCUCCAAGGUACGUUGAGGUCUUUGUUGGGACUUUCUGCAGCCACCGGGGAAGGAGACAGGGGCUCUUCCCAUGGGCUGUUGGGGACAGGUGAAAUAAUAAUAAUAAUGCACAGCUACAGAAUGAGAAAUCUGUAGCAUUUAUGAGCUGCCAGUUGCUUUUAAAAUAAUUUCCCUUCUUUCUGCCCCAAUGACAUUUGGUGAAGAGUUGAGGCUUUGUGUUUAUUUACCAAUUACUUUAUUGUGCAGAGGUGGGUGGCAGCGUCCACCUGUGCAAAGGUCAAUGGCAUCGAGCGUUUAGCUGUUAUUUCCAAACACCAUUAAGAGUUUUAAAGGAACUGUGAGUGCUGCAGGCAGGGAAAAUACCCGGCGAGACUGCUCUGCGUCCCGCAGCAGCUCCCUACGGCUGGCGAUGUUCAUGGGAGCGAGAACGGGUUGUCUGGCUCAGCAGUGGGAGUCCAGCAGGGAGGAAUUCGCACUCGGAAAGCACUUGAUUUUUCAGGACAGACCGAGCCGAGCGCUGACAGCCGUUCAUCACCUCCCAGCCCAGAUUAACAUUUGAUUCGCACCCUGCUUUCCUCCGCCUCACCACCCCUCUUGCUCAUCCGGGAGAUGCUCGAUAGAGAUGCCCCAGGACAUUGCCUCCUGCGAUAAGACCCCUUCAUUAGCGGCUGUAAAUCUCUUUGGCCACUGGCUGGUGCGAGCGGAGGGUGGAUUCUGCUAGGAGGCACGGCUUAUCAAAUGUCACACAGAUCUUAUCUCGGGGGAAACAUACUUCAAUAAUUAAAUUAAAUGAAAAGUCCUGGAAUUAAAAGCCUUGGAGGCUACAGCCUUCUGUUUAUCUCCAGAAUAGGCGUGCAAUGGGCAAUGGGAAUGGGAGAUGCUAGCUUUUCUGCGCCCCUCUAUUUGACGUCUCGCUGCCAUGCUUUGUGUUUUCUCCCUAAAGAAAGGUGUGUGGUGGUGGAGUUUCUUUCUAGAGAAAGACCAACCCCGUACAGGUCACCUGUGGGGCUGUUACAGCAUAUCCGGGAGUGCCAACCCUGGAGGAACCAGUUGUGGGGCUGCCCUUCCUACCCAGAGUUACGGCACACGUGGUUGUCCACCAGGCACCGGAUGGGCCAGAUUGUACUUUUACAGCUGGAAAUUUCUGCGGCCAAAUCAGCACUUCAAACUAAAGCCUUUGGGUUUCCAUGGAGAUCAGAGUGAUGCUCUUGGAGUUGGUGGAAAGGCAUCACCUAGGGAUGGCUUGGGGGUCCUUGAGCACCUGGUGACUUCGCCGCUGGUGGACGUGGUGGCUUUGGUCCUGGUGCUGCCACAGCUCCUCUGCUUUGCCUGCAGCGUGCUGGGCUUGGUGCCCAUCUCCACCAGGAGCCGCGUACGAGCAGGAAGCUAUAGGUUUUCUUCUCGCUGCCGAUGCCCCUUCGUGCUGCACAGCUCCUUCGUGCACGUGUGCCCGGAACAAGGCUUUGGGGAAGUUCUUCUUGCGCUUCAAAGCUCAGCCAACAGAAGGGCUCAUCCUAUCUUCAGGGAAAGGCUGUUUUGUUCCAAACUGCAGCAAAGAAUGAUGGAAUCCAUUACAUCCAAUGCUCUGCAAACGUCUGUGGCACAGCUCCUGCGAGCUCGUAUUUCCUCCUCAAGACUGGAAACUUUGAGGCUGAUGGCUUCUCUGGAACCUUUAAUCUUCCGAAGCGCCGCAUCAGUCAGAGAAGAGAGGUUUGGUAAGUUCUGCCUCUGUUCUGAUAUCCUCCAGGCUCCGGUCUCUGUCCGUCACUGCUUCUUUUCCUCUUCCAGAGGGCACAGUGUGCUCACUCCGCAUCGGUUCCCUUUGCAUCCAUCGACUUCUCCCUGCCUGCCCGGGAUGGUUAACAAUCGCAGCGGGACACGUUUUACUCCUUGUGCUCUCUUGUCAGGAGCAGAUACAGUUUGAUUGCUCGCGGUAAUUGUGCUGAUGACUGUCCCGGUGGCACUGACCUCAUUUCCAGCCAGGCCAGGAUGCAGAGAAGCAUCUCUUAAAAAGAUGCAGUGAGAGUUUUAUUUCCUCUUAUAAAGAAUAGUGUCACGGUGAGGCUGAUUUCCUCCUCCCCAUCCCACCGUGCUCCCACUCCAAACCAGUUGUCCAAACCCCGAGCCCCGGCAGAAGGAAGGAAGGAUGCGGGAGGUUUGGCAGGGGAGCAGGGUGUGGAUUGGGGUGGGGGCUGCUCUGGCGUAGCUGUUAAUUUGAAGGCAGCGCUGCACAGAUGGGAGAGGAGCAGCCAAGCUGCCACCGAGCACCAUUUGAAGCUCCCUGAGCAUUUUGCACGCUAAGAAAAAAAAACCAUGAAACCCUGCUGGCAGCUAAUAGAGUAUUUGUUAAAAAUAUCCCUCUUUCCCAAUGGGCACAAUUUAAUGUUCUUUCUCUUUUCUUCUCCCUUCCCCUGCUGAUGACGUUCCUGCAUUUGUUACCCUCUGGAGUCCUUGUUUUAGUUGCCGUGGUUAAACCUACGGUUGGUGACGGCGAAGCCCUGGCUGCUCCUCGCCGAGGGUCCCUCUGGCUAAGAGGGAUGCGGGGCACUUGGUGCCAUACUGGCACGUGGCGAUGCCCGGCACAGAUCCUGCCCCCUCGUUCAGGGCUGUGUCCUGGACCCCGACACCAGCACCGGCAGGUGGGAAAACCCCACUACUGACCCAUGUUAGGUUACAAACCUCAGUCUGGGAGCGGAAUAUCCUCCCUGGAGCCUACAAGGUGACUUAGGAUUUAAAGCUCAGCCUUCCGUGGCAGGUGCUGGUGUCUCACAGUGAGUCCGACGCCGCGUGGGUUGCAGAGGGUUUGUUUGCAAAGCAAACCCUGGUGAGGGAGCAGAGGUGGCAGCUCUUUGAAUUGACUCCUCUGGCUUUGCUGCAGGAUUCCCGAAGGUGGGAUGGGAAAGGCUUAAAUGAGAGAAAUGGCUUGUUUGGGGAAGUUACAGCCCAAAUUGAAGGCAUCUGCGAUGCCGCACAGUUUCUGCCGUCCGGUCCAUCCCUGAGCUGUCCCUCGUGAGAAAUCAUCUCACUGUGCUCGUGUCACCACCUCCUCCUGCUGAGGGGUUCACUGGGGACCGGGCAGAGCAUCACUGCGACGUCACCUGGGCACGGGCUUCCAUGGCUGAAAGCUGCCCAACCUGUCAACGCAGAGCAAAUAUUAUCCAAAAAAAAAAGCUAAACCAAACACAGCAACUUUCCUGGAAGUUUUAUUUUUAGCUGCCUCCAGCACGAAAAACCAAUUAAAGACAUAAAACCCCACCUCCAGACUGCAAAGCGUUGGAAGCCAAAUGUCACUGCCGCUUUGAUCCCCUCCAGAGGAAACUGUGGUGCUAUCAGUUUAGAAGCGUUACAUUUGCAUAUUCAUGUCCCCUAAUUUGCUCUUUGGAGGCUGAAAACUAAUAACUAAUGAAGAAGGUCUUCCUGUGCGUGCAGAGGAAACCCUGAUUAUGUCACAGAUGCAUUAAGGAAAAUAAUCAGACCUAAAUAAGCAUCCGUCCCAAAGAUACCUUUGCAAAGACAAAAAUCCCUUCUGUGCGUGUCCAGAGGACCAACCUACGGCCACAGGAUGGGCUGGAGGUGGCCACGAGUGGUGGUGGUGGUAGUGGCCACUGUGUCCUGGAUGCCACUGAGUCCCCAGGACCAGGGGGAUAAGUUUGGGGGAUGCUCAGGGGAGAUGCUUGGAGCAUGGAUGCUUUGGGGGGGUGUUGAGAGAGGAUGCUAAGAGGGAUAUUGAGGGGGCUGAAGACCUGCACAGCGAUGAGAAGGACUUAGCCAUGUGAUGGGAAGAGUCUGCUGUUAGGAAGGCGGGCACGGAUGCAGUGAGCACCCAGGGAUUUGCCGUUACCAGCUGGAGCUGCGGCAGGAGCUGAAGGGCUAUUGAUGGGGGGGUUGGACAACCAGCGGACUUCAACGGCAACGUUGCCAAGUGAUGAAUCCCUUCUGCUCACCCUUAAUUAAAUUUCUUUUAGCAACACAAUAGAUCAGUUUUAUGCCUGUCAUUUAUCAAGAACUAAAGUUAUUGGCAGCGUUGUUGGCAGCGGUAUUGAUCGUGAGGCAGAAGUAAGGAUUGCUCGCAUCCCACUGCACGCCCGGUCCUCAUCCCUGAAAAUGGAAGUGCACAGAAACCGCCGGAGCACGAAUCCGCUGGAACUGAUGGGACUUGCAGGGAUGCAGUGAGGGCGCUGCGUUUAAGGGAGAUUUCCCGUGGGUGUGAAAGUUCAACCCUAUCUGAGGGGACUGUGCUCAGACUGCUCUCAGCACAUCCCUGCAGGAGCAUCGGCUCCUCGCUGCUGCUGCCCUCGGAGCACAGCUCACAGCAUCCUCGAGAUGAGGUGAAGGCGCGCUGGGCAUGAGCCACGCGUUCCCAUUUAUUCCUUGCGGUGUCUGGAGCGCGCUUUCUAUCGGAUCUGUCAAGGGCUGUAAUUACAGAUAUUGUCGUCGGGAGCAAAUAAAGAUUAAGUUGUCAAAAAGAUCAAGAAGCCAGGUUUAAGGCUGCUGCCUGAGGUAGGAGCCGUCUGGUGAUAAGAACUGCCCGAUCGCCGGCUGCUGCACCCUACUUAAUGGAGAGGAUGAGCUCCUGGAGGGAGAACGUGCCUCUGGUUUGGCCAGAGCCAGAGUGGUUGGGAAAAAGCAAACCCAAGAGUGGUUCUCUGCCCAUCCCGAGGGUGAGGAUCUGCUCCGCGGCCACAUCCCUGCUAUCGGUCCACAGCAGGUGGGAUUCUGCCUGCCGUGCCCAGACAUUGGGCAUUUUUUUCCUCCUUCUUGCACUGACUUUCAGCCUUGUGAACUCAAGCAUCCCUUCCGCCCAUCGGCGUGAGGGCAGCCCAGAGCCUCUGCCCUGAGCAUCCUCCUCCUGUGAGCAUCUCCUGUGCGCUCGCCACCCUCUUGUGUUUGCCAUCCCAGGGAUGGCUCUUAACUAGGAAAACACUUCCCAGCACCUCAAUGUGUCGGAAGGCUCUUCAGCUUCCAGUGCUUUAACUCCCGGUGGCUUAAUCAUUACUAAUUCCUUUGGCAAUUAUCAUAAUAACAAUAAUCACAGAGAGCUUGCUUGGCUGUAAUGCAAGCAUAUGCUGUGCUGCUCCAUGCAAAUUCCACUUGGGAUGCGUGGUGGCUAACGAGACCCAUCCGUAUGGCUGGGAAGCUCCUGUCGGAUGGCGAGUGCCAGGCUGGUGGGCACCGGCGGUGCCGGGAGCCCGUUAGCUGUGUAACGUUCGUUUCAUGCUCCGCAAGCAUUUGCCCUAUUUAAAUUGCAAAUAUUAGUUACGCUGUCAGGCUUCAAGGGUGGCUGUGCCUUAUCCAUCCCAGCGUGAGCCGAGUUAAGAUGCAGAGCUGGAUUUCAGGAAGAGAAGUCACAUUUUAUUGAAAAGAAAAAAAAAGAAAGAAGACGACUGUGUAUUAAUGAAAUUGCUGGAGUUGGAAUUGAUUAUUUUUCAUUUUUGAGUGGUUUAUCAGGGAAAUAACUUUAAUUUCUUAAUCGACAGAGGCAGGAGUGCCAUCAUUUCAUUUUCACCUCAUGGAGUGCAUCUCUGCUGUCAGGGAUGCCGUUGCCUUUAAGCCACGGCUGAGGAUGUGGGGUUAGAGAGGAGCUGAGUGAAGCUGUGACCCCAGAACCCCUCACUUUGCUGUGGGACCUGCUGGAGGGAAAUUCCUGCCCUGGCUGAGGCUCAGAUUUCACUGAAAGUCAGCAAUUUCAGCCCAAGAUGUGGGACUCGGGCUGAACGGUAACGGCAGAGCCAAGUUCACCCACUGCCUUAUCCAUCCGAACAUCAACUCUUCUUAAGAAAAUAAUAAAGCAAAAUAAAGAAAUAAAUCAAUCUUCUGCUUUCUUUCCUUCCAGUUA
This is a messenger RNA of Cuculus canorus (common cuckoo), 7531 nucleotides long. RefSeq lists its product as uncharacterized. The record is from RefSeq and is a predicted model, not a curated record. Lineage: Eukaryota; Metazoa; Chordata; Aves; Cuculiformes; Cuculidae. Bases 2615 to 3619 code for a protein of 334 amino acids. The transcript is spliced from 4 exons.